AUGGAGAGAAAAGACACUAGUGGUUCUACAACUAAAUUACAUGGAGUUAAAGAAACAUUACAAGAGUUAAUGGUACUGUGGGGUGAAUAUGAGGAACAAUUAAGUGUAACAGCAAGAUUCUGGCAAUGGUACUUGGACAUGGUGUUAAUUCUAAGACGGUAUAUUCAUGCUGAGAGGUCAUUCAACUGGAGGAAACCUUUAAAGGAGGUGCAGAAUAUGAUCCCAUACAUUGUGAGCUCUAGACAUCAAAAUUAUAUGAUAUGCCUUCCUAUAUAUCUCCAAGAAAUGACACAAUUGUCCGACAAAUUUCCUGAGGUACACCAGAGAUUUCUGGAAGGAGAUUUUACAGUCCAUCGGACAGAAGGAAUCUUCAAUGGGGUUGUCCAGGAGUGCGAUGGUGUACAUAAAAGAGAAUGUGGUUGCGAACCCGGUACUUAUCCAAUGUAUGACAAUAUGUGUAUACGAUAUUCGUGUCCACCUGGAGAAAGAGUGUCAUUGAGAGCCAAGUUUGGUAUUGAUGUUCGCUGUCGGCGAUGUCCGAAAAAUACUUACUCCAGUGCUAUGAACAGUCUGAUCUUUUGUACGCCCCACACAGACUGCUACGCCAUCAAUCAGGACAUUAAGUUUCCAGGCAAUGCUACCCAUGAUGCAGUGUGUGUGAGCCAUGAACCAGUUGACGAAUUGUUGCCAUCAGAUGCUUUGAAUAAUCAAAUUAAAUCAGAUGCUGAUAAUAAAUACAGUGAAGAUGCGAUUGUAAACACAACUUCUGAUACUGACUUGAGAGACACUUUGGCGAAGUCCAGUGUUAAUAACUCAUCCAAGGAUGUCUUAACAUCUACAAUGCCUCACAGUGAAGUUUCACCAGAAAUUUUACCAGAGAAUACGGUAAUUAAUGUAUCAGAUGCCAUGGCAACAAGAAUAGAGCCUGACUUGCUUCAAAGGGAAGUAUCACCUGAUAUCUUAUCAAAGAAUACAGUAUUUAAUCAAUCAGAUCAGAUGGAACCUGAGUUGCCAGAUAAUGGAAAGAAAGGAACUGAUCUUGAUUCAGUAUCAGAUACUGUGGGGCCCACAUUACCAGAUACAGUUCCAGAUAUUCCACAAGAAAAUGAGCUGCCAGAUUCCUCUUCAGAGAGUACUGAACCAAAACUGUAUGAUCCAGAUGCCCUGCCAGAGAACAUUGAGUCUAAUAUAAAGAAUAUUGACACCUAUCCUGUCAAAGAUGAAUUUGAGGAGAAUGGUGAUGGUGUCAUUCAAAAUAAUGAUGAUGGUGAGAAAGAGAAGGAUAGAAAUGUUAAUCAAGUUUCUACUGUUCCACAGUCAGUCGGUUCAACUGAACAGUCUGAUGACACUAAUCAAAUAAAUGAAAAACAAUCUAGUUUAUAUUCCCACACCAUUGGUUUGAUUGUUAGCGUUGUGUGCAUUGUUUUAACUGGGGUAUCAGUGACUGGAGCAUAUAUCUGCCAUCGUUUUAAGCGUGCAAAGAAGAAGAUGUCACCAAAGAGAUCACAACAAUCUGUAGGUUAUUCAAUGGUGAAUGUAGGCAUGGGACCAGAGCAAGAAUAUGUUAGUGGUCAAACCACUUUGCGAACUAAUUUAUCAUGUACUCGACUUCUUCAACAAAAUCUUGUUCUAAAACCUGAUAAAUAUAUUGAAGAACUGUUAGAGGAUAUUGCCAGUGGUGUCCGUAGAAAUUACUGGAAGGCCUUCCUGCGAUCCAGUCCAAGUCCUGGACUAACAGAUAAGGACAUUGAAGAUAUGGAAUACAAAUAUGGCAAUGAAGUACUAACUGAGGUUAUCUACCAAUGUCUGUGUUGUUGGAAGAAUCGCUGUGGACUGAAUCCACCUUUGAAGGAACUUUUACAGUCCUUGGUAAAAUUUGACAAUGUUCUGUGUCGUAAAGUGAUAUGUGAAAACUGUACGUGGGAGGAUGUACCAAAUACUGCUGCUUGUGAUUAA
This is a messenger RNA of Saccoglossus kowalevskii, 1956 nucleotides long. RefSeq lists its product as uncharacterized. Lineage: Eukaryota; Metazoa; Hemichordata; Enteropneusta; Harrimaniidae. The record is from RefSeq and is a predicted model, not a curated record.